AAGUAGCAACCCAAUCGAAGCGACAGAUUGGAACAGUAUUCCAUGGAUGGGGAGAAGAAAAUGUUCAUGCUCUGAUACUGCUCUGACACUUCUCCGCUGUUCUCAUUAUAUUAUGUGUUUUCAUUUUCAUUGUCAUUUUUAUUCUUUGAGCUAAUUGAUGACCCAACUGAGUGGGAGAAAUUGAUGUAUGCUGGUUGAGAGAAGAAACCAAGAGAUGGGUCGAGGGAUCUCAGCUCUACUGCGCCCACGCUACCUUCUCAUCUUCCUCCUCGCUUUGGUUCUCAUAUAUUUCGCUUCCUCCUCAUUUCACCAGGAGGAAGAAAAGGUGGAGGAGGUGUUUGAAGUCACCCAUAGAGUAUUUUUGGAUGUUGAUAUAGAUAAGCAGCGUGUAGGAAGAAUUGUUAUUGGAUUAUAUGGCAAAGUUGUGCCAAAAACAACGGAGAAUUUCAGAGCUUUGUGCACAGGGGAGAUGGGGAAGACUGCUAAUGGUAUUACACUUCAUUACAAAGGAACACCAUUUCAUCGCAUAAUACCUGGGUUCAUGAUUCAAGGUGGAGAUAUUGCAUAUCGUGAUGGAAGGGGAAAUGAUUCCAUAUAUGGUGGUAGCUUUCCUGAUGAAAAUCUCAAGAUUAGGCAUUCCCACCCAGGUGUCGUUUCCAUGGUGAACUUUGGACGUGAUUCCAAUGGCUGCCAGUUUUUCAUAACAACUGUCAAGGCAAGCUGGUUGGAUGGGGAGCAUGUUGUCUUUGGGAAAGUUAUCGAAGGCAUGGACACUGUAUAUGCGGUUGAGGGCGGGGCAGGAACCUACAGCGGAAAACCUAGGAAGAAGGUAAUCAUCGCUGAUUCUGGAGAGAUACCUAAGAGCCAAUGGGAUGAGGAUAAUCGGAGUUCAACGACGUAAGUAUUAUACACCAGCGGAGAUUGGCUUCACUUUGGGAAUGUGAUGCCAUCUCUUUAGUAGUAAGCUAAUUAUGAAGUCUAGUAUUGGACUCUUUAACCAUCAAUUUGGGAAGCCAUUAUUGUUUUUUAAUUCUAUUCACUAAUUGUGUGUAUAUUUCUGUUUAAUGGAUUGAUAUGUUCAAAUUCCACUUGAAUGACUGAUGUUUUCGUUUGAGAGCAGAGAACAGUUUGAUAUUAACAGCAGAAUAUGAUAAAUCACUAGUUUAAUUUU
Ipomoea nil (Japanese morning glory) is the source of this 1171-nucleotide messenger RNA. Its product is annotated as peptidyl-prolyl cis-trans isomerase CYP21-1. Gene Ontology annotation, biological process: protein folding; protein peptidyl-prolyl isomerization. Gene Ontology annotation, cellular component: intracellular membrane-bounded organelle. The transcript has 7 exons. Gene Ontology annotation, molecular function: peptidyl-prolyl cis-trans isomerase activity. Bases 188 to 901 code for a protein of 237 amino acids. NCBI's taxonomy places the organism in Eukaryota, Viridiplantae, Streptophyta, Magnoliopsida, Solanales, Convolvulaceae. The record is from RefSeq and is a predicted model, not a curated record.